ACCAAACGGGCGGGGCCGCACCGACCGAACCUAACCGAGAGCACGAGCAUACCCGUCCCGACUCCGACUGCAGAGCAUCAGCCGAGGAGAAAAGUCGGGAGAAACGCGCGUGACGUCUGCCCGCGUCGUAUGCGCCGCGCUGCCGUCGCCGCGACGACGACGACGACCAGGAUGGCAGCCGAGGAGAUGAGACGGGCCUCCGCCUCAACGGCCACGGCGGAGAUGCCGGCGUCGCCGGCGCCGGCGCAAGCGGGGUCGAGGUGGGCGCGGGUGUGGCCGCGCGCGCUCCGGUGGAUCCCCACCUCCACGGACCGCAUCAUCGCCGCCGAGAAGCGACUCCUCACGAUAGUCAAAACUGGAUAUGUCCAGGAACGAGUCAACAUUGGCUCUGCUCCACCUGGGUCAAAAGUAAGAUGGUUUAGGUCAGCAAGUGAUGAACCAAGGUUCAUUAAUACUGUAACAUUUGAUAGCAAGGAGAAUGCCCCCACCCUGGUUAUGGUCCAUGGCUAUGGAGCUUCACAGGGGUUCUUCUUUCGAAACUUUGAUGCCCUUGCAAGCCGUUUUAGGGUGAUUGCCAUUGAUCAGCUUGGCUGGGGUGGUUCAAGCAGACCUGACUUCACAUGUAAAAGUACCGAAGAAACUGAGGCAUGGUUCAUAGAUUCUUUCGAGGAGUGGCGCAAGGCCAAGAACCUCAGUAAUUUUAUAUUGCUUGGUCACUCUUUUGGAGGAUAUGUUGCUGCAAAAUAUGCGCUAAAGCACCCUGAACACGUUCAACAGUUGAUUUUGGUUGGUCCUGCUGGCUUCUCAUCAGAAACAGAGCAUAGCUCUGAGUGGUUAACCAAGUUUCGAGCAACAUGGAAAGGCAUGCUAAUGAAUCGUCUUUGGGAGUCCAAUUUUACUCCCCAAAGGGUUAUUAGGGGAUUGGGUCCUUGGGGUCCAGGUCUAGUACAGAGAUAUACCAGUGCCAGGUUUGGUACAAGUUCUACUGGUGAAUUACUAACAGAUGAAGAAUCGGCAUUGAUGACAGAUUAUAUGUACCAUACGUUAGCUGCCAAAGCUAGUGGAGAGCUGUGCUUGAAAUAUAUAUUUUCCUUCGGGGCAUUUGCAAGGAAACCUCUUCUGCAGUGCGCGUCCGAUUGGAAAGUGCCGACUACUUUCAUAUAUGGGCAGCAAGAUUGGAUGAACUACCAAGGCGCUCAGCAAGCACGGAAGGACAUGAAAGUUCCUUGUGAAAUAAUCAGGGUGCCGCAGGGUGGACAUUUUGUGUUCAUAGACAACCCUUCAGGGUUCCACUCGGCUGUCUUCUAUGCGUGCCGUAAUCUUCUAUCAGUAAAUGGAGAGGAGGGAUUCACAUUUCCUGAUGGCCUAAUAUCUGCGUGAAGUGGCAUGUUCAACAAGCUUGCUCAACAACAGUUUACAUAAAGCAAAGAUAUACGAUUGUGGAAAUCAUUGCCCAUUUCCACCAAUUUGCUUGUAUACGGAUUAUGCUGUGUAUAUAUUACAUAACAAAUGUAUUAGUAUCAUUUAAUGCACGAUUUGUGAAAGGGCCUGAGUUUGUAUUUAGCGAAUUUUAGGUUGGUUUUUUUCCCUUUUUCUUCUUUCAGUGCGCUUGCUAGUCAAUCCCAUACUAUAAGCCGUGAUCAUUU
Messenger RNA from Zea mays, 1646 nucleotides. RefSeq lists its product as uncharacterized. Gene Ontology annotation, biological process: phosphatidic acid biosynthetic process; lipid homeostasis. Gene Ontology annotation, molecular function: A2-type glycerophospholipase activity; lysophosphatidic acid acyltransferase activity. NCBI's taxonomy places the organism in Eukaryota, Viridiplantae, Streptophyta, Magnoliopsida, Poales, Poaceae. The record is from RefSeq and is marked provisional.